This is a messenger RNA of Caenorhabditis elegans, 1521 nucleotides long. It is a transcript of the gene irld-61, whose product is annotated as Receptor L-domain domain-containing protein. The transcript has 8 exons. The coding region runs from base 1 to 1521 and encodes 506 amino acids. NCBI's taxonomy places the organism in Eukaryota, Metazoa, Nematoda, Chromadorea, Rhabditida, Rhabditidae. The record is from RefSeq and is marked reviewed.
AUGUAUUCAUGUAUUUCCCUGCUAAAAUAUUUAUUUUGCAUGUCAAUUCUUUCAAAUUGCAUGGCAGAUAGAGCAAAUGAUGUUCAAAAAGCUUUAAGUUAUUACAAGAUUAAUGAAACGUGUGUCUUCAACGAAACAGAAAUCAACUCAAAAACUAUCAAAAAAUUUCCCAAGUGUGAUAGAGUUUAUGGCAUCAUUUUCAUUGAUUCAAAUACUGAUUUAACAGUUUUUCAAUUGAAAGAGGCAUUCAAAUAUAUGAAGAGUCUAGUUGGCGGCCUUAUGAUUGAAGACACUACAAAUCUGACAAAUCUCAACAUUUUCGCAACAGAAAACUCUUCCUUUUGGAUUGCGUGUGCUACAUAUGGAGUAUUCAUACGGAACAACACACAAUUGGUAGACUACAGUAUACUUGACAAAAUUCAUUUGUAUAAACCAUCUAAACGUGAGGAAUGUGAAUAUCGAAUUGAGAAUAACCCUAAACUUGACGUUUCUUGUGAAGACAACAAUUUAUAUACGUAUACGUAUUUACAAGUGACAGGAAAUUUGAGAGAUUGUGGAUGUCAAGGUACAAUAAGAAAUGUAUCUUCUCCAGAACAUUAUGAGACAUGUAAUACAUUAUAUGGCGGCUUGCAGCUAAAUUCAACCUCAAAUAUAUCAAAUCUACCAAUGUUAAGAAAUGUCAUAACUAUGAAGGGAUUAAUUAAUAUCGAAAACACCAGCAUUCAAGAUCUAUCAUUUUUUCAAAGUCUGACAACUAUAAAAUAUCGAAAUGUAGAAUCUGUUGUAAUCAAUCUUCGCAAUAAUUCACAGAUGACACGAUUAGGAAUGGGGUUGCCAAAUCAGGAAUUUUCGGACAUUUCUAGUGUAUACAAUGGCCAAGAAUAUACCCUGGUAAACUUUGAAAACUUGCAUGGAGAUUUUUGCUUGACAAUCUCGGAAGUUAUUUUUUAUUUCUGGUUUUGCACACUUUCCGUAAAGAAUUUCCAUGCGAAACUUUGUGACGAGCAAGACCCAAAACAUGUUAUAUGUCACUUUGAAUCGUUGAAAUCGUUACCGAACAAUUGUGAUGUAAUAAUUGGAAAUUUGAUAAUUGAUGCUGGCGAUGAAGAAUUUAUUUCAAAAGUGAAAGCUACCAAAUAUCUGAUUGGAACACUGAUAAUAAGAAAUACAAAUCUGAAAAAGAUUGAUACUUUGUCUGAAUUGCUUCUGAUUUGUUCUUUUAAUGAUGCUGUGCCACUCGUUCAAAUACAUUCGAAUAAACAAAUGAAAAAAGCUAAUUUGGGAAGAGUGAUCAAUCUGGUAACAGGAGGUGAAAGAAUCGCCAUUAUCCAAGAUAAUCACCCGGAUUUGUUCAAAUCAAGGGAAUGCGACUUAUUUCCUUACUUAUACACUUUUGUUAAUUUGACAUAUAUCGGAGGAAACUGUGGAGAAAGAGUUAAUAUUACAUUUUCAAUUGCAACACCACUCUCCAUUAUUUCAGCAUUCAUUUUGUCAAGUUUAGCUUAUGCAAUUAAUUUUUAA